UGCUCUUCUCCUUCUUCCUCUUCUUGCUUCUGCGGAUUCCACAUCCGAGUGGCACCGUGUGCAUAAAUUUACAUAGAAUCGGCGAAGUGUGUUGUUUCCUCAACCGAGAAGCAUCGUUCGCGUGCUUGGGUGCGAGAUCCUUGAACACGGAGGUGGUAGUCUCUCCGGACAGGCGGCAUAGAUCGAGGGCAAACAAGCAGGAAGGAAGGACUGUGGCGCCUCUGGAGCUCCUAGGAUUGGAAGAGCGUCGUCAGGAUGCCAGUGUUUAAGACGGCCUUCAAUGGAUACUCUGUAAAGUUUAGCCCUUUUCUGGAGAAUCGCCUAGCUGUAUCCACUUCAGAGAACUUUGGCAUUGUUGGAACUGGCCGCCAGCAUAUAAUUGAUCUGACUCCUAAUGGCAUGGUGCAAAUUGCUGCGUUUGACACUCCUGAUGGUCUAUAUGAUUGUGCAUGGUCUGAGGAGAAUGAAAACGUGCUAAUAUCAGCAAGUGGUGACGGCAGCAUCAAGGUUUGGGACUUGGCAGCUCCUCCAAUGGCUAACCCAGUCAGCAAUCGUCAAGAGCAUGCACAUGAAGUGGCUUCGGUGGAUUGGAACAUGGUUAGGAAGGAUUCAUUUUUGAGUAGCUCAUGGGAUGACACUAUUCGGUUGUGGACCACAGAUGCACCGCACUCACUGAGAACGUUCGCCGAGCACUCUUAUUGUGUCUACAACGCAUGCUGGAAUCCAAGGCAUGCGGAUAUUUUCGCGUCCGCUUCUGGUGACUGCACCCUCCGGAUAUGGGACGUGCGCCAACCCCGCUCAACCCACGUGAUCCCUGGACACGAAAUGGAGAUCCUCACAUGCGAUUGGAAUAAGUACAACGAGUUCAUGCUCGCAUCAGGCUCGGUGGAUAAAUCGAUCAAGAUUUGGGACGUUCGUAACCCACGUCAAGAAUUGACGCGAAUGCUGGGUCACACGUAUGCUGUUCGGCGAGUGAAGUUCUCUCCCCACCAGGAGAGCCUCAUGGCAUCUUGCUCCUACGACAUGACUGUGUGCUUGUGGGACUUCCGGCAGCCUGAGGACGCCCUGCUCGCUCGUCUGAACCAUCACUCAGAGUUCGCUUUAGGCAUUGACAUGAGCGUCUUGGUGGAGGGUUUAUUGGCUAGCACUGCCUGGGAUGAGUCCGUCUACGUCUGGCAGAUGGGAAUGGAUCCCCGCGCUGCAUAGAUCCUAAAGCUUAAAUACAAAACAUGAAUUUUCUAGUGCAUCUUCUCGUUCUUUCAUCUCCCUUCUUCAGUCACUUCCGGUGUUCCACCGAAUUCUCGCAGCUGCUUGAACUUUUUGCAUGUUCUCUCUUUCUCAAUUCUGUCCAGGGUAGUAAAUUUUCAACACACAACUGGGCGAUCUUUGGAUCACCUUUAAAACCUGA
Molecule: messenger RNA, 1408 nt
Organism: Physcomitrium patens
Lineage: Eukaryota; Viridiplantae; Streptophyta; Bryopsida; Funariales; Funariaceae
Product: peroxisomal targeting signal type 2 receptor
Biological process (GO): protein import into peroxisome matrix
Cellular component (GO): peroxisomal matrix; cytosol
Molecular function (GO): protein binding
Source: RefSeq, a predicted model, not a curated record